Peromyscus eremicus (cactus mouse) is the source of this 2042-nucleotide messenger RNA. RefSeq names its product glutamic-oxaloacetic transaminase 1 (gene Got1). Gene Ontology annotation, biological process: L-aspartate biosynthetic process. The coding region runs from base 137 to 1378 and encodes 413 amino acids. Gene Ontology annotation, cellular component: cytosol. The transcript is spliced from 9 exons. Gene Ontology annotation, molecular function: L-aspartate:2-oxoglutarate transaminase activity; pyridoxal phosphate binding. The record is from RefSeq and is a predicted model, not a curated record. NCBI's taxonomy places the organism in Eukaryota, Metazoa, Chordata, Mammalia, Rodentia, Cricetidae.
GACGCGGCUCGGCCAUUGGAAGCCGCGGGCUGUCCCCGCCCGCCGGUGAAGGUGAGAGUCUCCUCCGGUCACCGCGCCCCGCACUGCACUGAGCGGCUCUGGGCUCCCGCUCGAGGUCUCGGCAGAUUCCGUCGCGAUGGCGCCUCCGUCAGUCUUUGCCCAGGUCCCCCAGGCCCCUCCAGUACUGGUCUUUAAGCUCACUGCGGACUUCCGGGAGGAUCCAGAUCCCCGCAAGGUUAACCUCGGCGUGGGAGCAUACCGCACGGAUGAUUCUCAGCCCUGGGUUUUGCCAGUCGUGAGGAAGGUAGAACAGAAGAUUGCUAACGACAGUAACCUCAACCACGAGUACCUGCCCAUCCUGGGCCUGGCAGAGUUCCGGAGCUGCGCUUCUCGCCUCCUUCUUGGGGACAACAGCCCAGCUCUCAAGGAGAAUCGAGUUGGAGGUGUGCAGUCUUUGGGAGGAACAGGUGCACUUCGAAUCGGAGCUGAUUUCUUGGGGAGAUGGUACAACGGUAUAGACAACAAGAUCACACCCAUCUAUGUGUCGUCGCCAACCUGGGAGAACCACAAUGCUGUGUUUUCUGCUGCUGGUUUUAAGGACAUUCGGUCCUAUCGCUACUGGGAUGCGGAGAAGAGAGGGCUUGACCUCCAGGGUUUCCUGGACGAUUUGGAGAACGCUCCUGAGUUCUCCAUCUUUGUCCUCCAUGCCUGUGCACACAACCCAACCGGGACCGACCCGACUCCAGAGCAGUGGAAGCAGAUUGCUGCUGUCAUGAAGCGCCGUUUUCUGUUCCCCUUCUUUGACUCAGCCUACCAGGGCUUUGCGUCUGGAGACCUAGAGAAAGACGCGUGGGCUGUUCGCUACUUUGUGUCUGAAGGCUUCGAGCUCUUCUGUGCCCAGUCCUUCUCCAAGAACUUCGGGCUCUACAACGAGAGAGUGGGGAAUCUGACCGUGGUCGGAAAAGAAUCUGAGAGCAUCCUGCGGGUCCUUUCCCAGAUGGAGAAGAUCGUGCGAAUCACUUGGUCCAAUCCUCCUGCCCAGGGAGCAAGGAUAGUGGCUUCCACCCUUUCUGACCCUGAGCUCUUUAAGGAGUGGACAGGUAAUGUGAAGACAAUGGCUGACCGGAUUCUGACCAUGAGGUCUGAACUCAGGGCACGGUUAGAAGCCCUCAAGACUCCUGGGACCUGGUCUCACAUCACUGAGCAGAUCGGAAUGUUCAGCUUUACUGGGUUGAACCCCAAGCAGGUUGAAUAUCUGGUCAAUGAGAAGCACAUUUAUCUACUGCCCAGCGGUCGGAUCAACAUGUGCGGCUUAACCACCAAAAACCUAAGUUACGUUGCUUCCUCCAUCCAUGAAGCUGUUACCAAAAUCCAGUGAAGAAACACCACGUAGUCCACACCUCCAAAGCGGUUCUUUGUCCCAUCUUCCCUGCCUGCGCAAACCUAGUUGUACAUGUCCUGGAUUAGAAUGACUGUGGGGAGGCAGCCACUGUUUAGCUGGCCCCACAUGAAGAAGACUUCCUGAAAUGAGCCGGGGCCUGGGGAUUAGAGCCUUUUGGAAGCCAGAGCAAAUCCAGGUUACUUAAGAAUAAAAAGUACUUUGCUAUGAGGUGGAGUUCGCUGGCCUUCCUCUAGCAUCCUGCAGGAGUGCUGCCCAUGGAGCCAUGGGCUUCUGCAUGUUGCUUGUACAUGUACAUGUACUGUACAAAGUCCAGUCCCAAAGAUCAAGUUGUCCGAGGAGCCGGGUGUGACUGUGGGUGUCAGCUGGGGCAUUAAAACUCAUCAUCUCCACCCAAGUCUCUUGUCUCCCUGAUCUUUCUGCAUGGUUGUGUCCCUUGUCUGAAACAUGAGUUUAUUUAAGGUAACUGUGACAGAUAUUUACAUCAUGACACACAAAUGGAUAUACAUAUUUAACUGAAAUAAAAGUCCCACUAAAUGGUACUUGCUCUUGUGAUGUGUAGCACAUUGUGAUAUUUUCUUAGUUUAUUCUGUUGUGGUCUGUUUCAUUUAAAAAAUAAAAAUGCUGAUCAAGACACAUGGAA